Molecule: messenger RNA, 1660 nt
Organism: Chelmon rostratus (copperband butterflyfish)
Lineage: Eukaryota; Metazoa; Chordata; Actinopteri; Chaetodontiformes; Chaetodontidae
Gene: laptm4a
Product: lysosomal protein transmembrane 4 alpha
Exons: 7
Coding region: 90-809 (239 amino acids)
Cellular component (GO): lysosomal membrane
Source: RefSeq, a predicted model, not a curated record
UCAGUAGGGAAGUAGUGGGCGUUCCUCCGCGUUCGUUCGCUGACUGUUGAUGCUGAGAAGAUUUUUCUCCUCCACGACCAGCUCUCCUGAUGUUUCUUCCAACUCUUGUGGAGGACAUGCAUCAUUUUAAGCCUAGUCGAGACAGAUUGUACACCACCAGGUGUUGUGGAUGUUGCCAUGUCAGGACGGGGACCAUCAUCCUGGGAACAUGGUAUAUGGUAGUCAACCUGCUGAUGGGCAUCCUGCUAACUGUAGCUGUGACCCACCCAGAGAACGUGCCCACUAUUGACUUGCAGUAUGAGGUCAUCGACCAUUACUUUGCCUCUGACAGGAUGUCUGAGAAUGCCUGUGUUGGAUUUGCCAUCUCUCUGCUGAUGCUCACUAUCAGUGCUAUGAUGGUGUACGGAGCCAUUACUCAUCGUGACGGCUGGCUCAUCCCGUUUUUCUGCUACCAGCUGUUUGACUUCGCGCUGAGCUGCCUGGUGGCCAUCAGUUCUCUCACCUACCUACCCAGGAUUAAGGACUACCUGGACCAGCUGCCGGAUUUCCCGUACAAGGACAACCUCCUCUCUCUGGACUCCAGCUGCCUGCUGCUCUUUGUGCUGGUCUUCUUCGCCUUCCUCAUCAUCCUCAAGGCUUACUUGAUCAACUGUGUGUGGAACUGCUACAAGUACAUCAACAACAGGAACAUGCCAGAGAUUGCUGUCUACCCUGCCUUUGAGACCCCUCCCCAGUACAUCCUGCCCACCUACGAGAUGGCGAUGAAGAUGCCAGAGAAGGAGCCACCUCCCCCUUACAUGCCAGCUUAAAGCAGCAGCUCUAACACACACGUGUGCGCACACACACACACACACACAAACAAACACACCACCACCAUAUGCAUUCCUACCUUCUCUCACUGACCCUUUCUGAACAUCCUUGCCCCCCCCCCCCCCCCACCCCACUGUGUAUGUGUAAGGCCACUGAACAUAUUGUUCAACCCAACCCUCUGUAAUUCUAUAGAGCAUCCUGGAGGUGUGAGAGGAGAACGUUGGGAAAGACUGAAAUCUGAAUGAAUGUGACGUUUGAAAAGCAACAGAAGCUACCAGCCCCCCCACCCCGCCGGCCUUUUUUAUGUCUUAGUAAAAGGGAUACAUGUGAAAAUUAAAUAGCUUUGAAAUGCUAUCAUCAAUCCAGCACCAUCCUAUCUAUAGAUUGAUAUAUGAAGUGUAAAAAAGUUCUGACAAUCCACUUAUUAUAGCUCUUAUUGUUGAUUUGUGUCCCCCUCCUCCCCCAGUUAUUAAGACCUAGACUAUUCCAGCUCAGUCUUGAAUGGGCUCUGUAGCACUUUUUUGUCUGUUAUUUAUUUAGCUUUGCCGUGGUUCAGUUCACCACCACCCCAGACAUUUUCAGCACUGUCUGCCACCCUGACGUGUGAGCAAAGCUAGUGAGUAGUUUCCCAGCAGAGACUGAGAGACAGCAGAGGCCGCCGACGGAUCAUUUUUCUCUGCGUCUUUUCACCUGACAUCUGGAGCAAACGGCUAGUCUUGUGAACAUUAGUAGUUGCAUGCUUAUCAACAGCACCCCCACCCCCCCGCCUCUCAUUACUUUACUGGUAUUAUGAUUUUAUCCUAGUGGAAAAAAUAUUUGUUUGACUUCAAUAAACGUUUCUGAACAUUUA